Messenger RNA from Morchella sextelata, 390 nucleotides. RefSeq lists its product as uncharacterized. Gene Ontology annotation, biological process: mitochondrial outer membrane translocase complex assembly; establishment of mitochondrion localization; protein insertion into mitochondrial outer membrane. The transcript has 2 exons. Gene Ontology annotation, cellular component: ERMES complex; SAM complex. NCBI's taxonomy places the organism in Eukaryota, Fungi, Ascomycota, Pezizomycetes, Pezizales, Morchellaceae. The coding region runs from base 1 to 390 and encodes 129 amino acids. The record is from RefSeq and is a predicted model, not a curated record.
AUGCUGCCCUACAUGGACUACAUCCAGAAUGCAUUCUACGAGGCCACAGACUGGAACCAGGACAAUUCCUAUGCGCAGCUCACGGCCACAGCUCGCGCACUGCUCGACUUCCCCACGCCCCGCGGCCUCAAGAUGAACCUCUCCUCCCUCUCCUCCCCCAACUUCGCCACCUCCUACGGCUUCGGCAACGUCGGCGUCGUCGACGGCUCCGUGUCGUACCUCUCGUCGUCGCUCCCCCUCACAAACGUGCAGCGCAGCUGCGACGUCGACCUGCACGCCGUGACGCAGGGGUACCGGCAGCUGCAGGAGCUGCGGCGCCCGGACGACCCGGCGGACUGGGAGGUGUGGCAGGGCGGGAACAGGAUCGAUGGAAGAAGUGGGCGCCGCUAA